AUGUCUGAGCAUUCGUCAUCUAUGGAAUGGCGACUUGAGGCAUUCGAAAUAAGACCAUCUUUAUGGAGACUAGUUGAGGAAUUUGUCCCUGAAACUGAACGAUUAGAGAUAAAAGAAGCUUUGGGAGAAGAUUUAGUGGACGAAACUUUGGAUUUGCAAAAGGAGGUUGGUUAACUAUUUGUCUAUAGCUAAUCUUGCUUACAAUGAAUGUACAACUUGUUACACAAAACUACAAAAAUUGUUGUUAUUUACACAAUAUAGCAAAGUGACUCUCAAGCGUUUCCUCACACAGGCAUCAACACUGCUUGAGAUUUGGCAAGAUUACCGAGAAGAGACAGAAAAAGAAGCAAGAGGUAUAAAAUAAUAUCUAGUAAAUAUCCAAAUUUGAAUUAUCUAUGGUAAAUAGCGCAGUGUGUGAAUGAUGCCAGGAUGACUAAUUUGCAAUGUUUGUCAUACGUUUGUCAUUUUGUUCAUUAGACAAACAUGACAUUUUAAUGGCAAAAGUCAGACAAAAGUGAGGGAUUGCUGAUGUUAUUAAUUUUUUUUGUUUGAGUGUCAGGUCUAUAAAUAGUAACUGUGUGCAUAGUGCAGUGCUAUCCUAUCAAGUUAUCCUUGUGUGUAUGUUAUUUUAUAUACUUGCCAAUGUUCACACAUUAUGCUUGGGUCUCAUUCCUGCAGACUAAGGGACUUGUCAGAAAUUAGCAGGGGGGGAGGGGAGGUGGAGAUUUUCAGUUAAGCGAUGAAAAUAAGAUGACCCUCCCUACGUAAGGGAUUAAAGUGUCCCGACCCUCCCCUGGAAAGCAUCCUAAAAUUCUAGGACCCUCCCCUGAGUCCGAAUUUUUAUGCAGUGGUACAAAAAAAAUAAUUGAGUACUUUCAAAAAGCCAUCUUGUACUGAAACUGACCUAUGAUGGACACGCAAGUUUUUCCUCUGUUGGCAAACAGGACAAAAGAAAGUUUUGGGUUUAGUGGGAUUAUGACAGUAUCUCUUUCACGUAGCCUGAAAUUCGUCCGAUUGCUUCGAGUCGUUUUCUCCUCUUCAAUUACUGAGGGAGUAAUAACGACUCGAAGUAAUCGGAUGAAAUUCAGGCUAUCUUUCACGACUAUAAGAAUCAAAGAUGAAUAAUUUUUGUGAAAAAAAGUUAGAUUUCUGAAUGUUUUUCAGUGGAGAUCACUUCAAGUGAUUCUCCUAACAGGGGCAUGUCACAAAACAGCAUGCUAUAGAAAUGGGUACAUUAAAACCUUAUCAACCCCAAUCAAGAAGGAGAAGUUGCCCUUCUACACAAGGAAAACAAUGAUCAGUUUGUCAGGAAAUCAGAAAUGCAUGUCAUGAUUUUCAUAUAUGGUUUGUAUUCUCGUAAAACAUAAUACUGAAGCAUCCGUUCACGAUCGUGGUGGCUUAUUUUUUUGUGUCCCUCCCUCCUUUCCUGUCAUUUUUUUUCAUAACCCUCCCUUUUGGAGGGCUCAAAAAACUCUGACCCUCCCCUGUUUUCCACCUCCCCUCCCCCCUGCUAAUUUCUGACAAGUCCCUAAAGACAACGAUCUCAUCCGUCAAGGGCAAUUUGUCGUUCCUGUCUCACAAAUCUGGACCAUUUUUUAGCUCAUAAUUACAGUGUAAUGACAAAAAUUCGAUUCCAAUUUCCCGAAAAUGUUCCAAAAAAGUGCUAUUUAUUGGCUUUGUGUCCUAAAUGUAUCACCACAACCAAAUAUUGUCGUCUCUAAAUAGCUUCAGAAGUGUUUAAAGGCCAUUGGAACAUCUUCGGACAUUUUCGGAAAAGUUUGGAAGUCUUCUGAAAAUCAUUGGAAAUAAUCAGAAGUAGCUGGGACAUUUUUGGAAAUUCUGAUAACAACAACAAAAAUUUUGCGCAUUUGACUCUGAUAAAGUUGGCUGGUAUAAUUUUACUACCUUUCACCUGUUUUGUGUAAUUUUAUCUUUCAUGUAUGUUGUUUUUAACAGAACAAGCUCUUAAAAAGCAUUUAAGCAGACUUCCUGAACCGCCAAUGAUAAGAGAGAAUCUCAAAAAAGAAAUCAAAAUGUUUGUUGAAAUGUUGCAGCAAAGAGCAAAGGAGGAAGGAAGGUAUGAGUUUUACAAAUUGUGACUAUAGUACAGGGUGCAAAGAAAAUCAUUUUUACAGCUUGCCAUUCGGUCAAGAUGAAGCUAGCAUUUACUAGCCCAGACGUCAUUUCAACUAGCCCCAAAAGCUUUUUGACGAGCAGAAUUGAUUUCACAGUUCUUCUGUCAUUUGAAUUCCUCAAAAAACGUCACUUGCCCAUCGGGCAAGUUAAAAAAAUAAUUCACUAGCCCGAUGGCAAAAUCAACUAGCCCCGGGCUAUCGGACACUACUUUCUUUGCACACUGAUAGUAUGUUACAAGAGAUAUGUCAUCAGAUCUUCUAAUACAGAUCAGAAAAAAAAAUGUCAUGUGAAUAUUAUUACAGUGCAGUUUGUGUGGCAAAAGACCGCAAAGGGGUGAGGGUGCUCUCAGUUUUUGGGGAGGUACGAGAGUGAGCUUAUAUCAACCUUUUAAGCCCCAAUAUCCACAAACAAAUUCUCCAAACUCAUCUCUAUACAUUUCCUUAAAGAAUGAGUUGAGAGAAUUUGAUAAAAGAUCAAAGCAUUUUCUCUUAGGUGAUCAUUUAAUUAAUUCUCAUAACCUCAUCUCGUGAUAAUGUAUGGAUAUUGUUAGGAGAAAAUUGCUGUUGGUCACUAUUGGGACUUAAAGGGUUAAAGUAAAAAUCCCGUGGACAAGAGAAAAAUGUCUGAGGAAAGACUGCAGAAAUUCCAUACUGAUCACAUGUCGCUAAACAGACCUACAGGGUGUAGGUAGUGCUUCUGAUUCAGAGAAGAAAGUUUCCCUUGUGGCACGACUGAUCAAAAGCACUAUAAAUAUAUGAGUACAAUUUAUUACACAUCAUCAGUAAGGAAUUUCUGUGCUUGUUUCUCAGACAUAUUAUUAUAUCAAUCUUGACAAUCAAUCAAUACCUUUAUGUAAGUGUCAAACUAACAUAGAAGUACACUAGAUGGGGACACUAUAAAUUAAAAUAAGCAACUAUUGUUUGUAGCCACUAAAAUCGAAUUGAUAUUUACAUUUAGUGUAUCAUAUUGACUAGAGACCAAGUGUAAAAUUUAUAAGAUUAUAACAUGUGUUUAAUAUUAUUACUGAAUUAAAAAAAAGAAAAAAACUAUUCACAAGUGUAUACGAGCUUAGUGAAAAUAGCAGUGUGUUCAUUCUGCACUACAUAGAGUGCAAUUUGAGCACUGAGCAUCAGAGAUGCUGGCUUUGCAAAAUGUUAGCUGUUUUCUCAGUUAACUUGAAGGGGAAGCCAAAUAAUUGCCUGGAACUAACCCUAAAGUAUCCUGUGCUGAUAUUUCAAAGAGUAAAAAUACUCAGGUCAAGCUAUUAGGACAUUGCUAGACACAUCACAGAUUGUCCAACCAUCCUGAUCUUAUCAGGAUUCUUGCAAUUGUGCUUGAUAAUUCCAAAUCCCAAUCAAUAUGUCAUUGCCUUAUAGUGACCCUGGUGUCUUAUCAUUGUUUUGAUUAUAGCUUGGAAAGAUUGUUUUUUAUAAUAUACCAUAAACUGCCAUUAUUGUCAUAAACUGACACAGUACAUAUAUUUUUGUAUAAAUGUUCAGUCUUUGUAAGUGUGAAAGUUUUUUUGUCUAAUUGUUGUCUUGUUUUCUUUAGAAAUGCAUCCUCCAUUUUGAGCAAAGAAGAAUCCAAUAUAGUGGAAUAUGUUUUCAACAAUAAAGGUCAGUGCAGGUGUAUUAGAAUAAUGUAAUUUACAGAGAGCAAAAUAGAAAUCUAUUUGCAAUGUGUUUUGUCUUAAACCCAUAAUGAAAAAUGGCAGAAAAUUGAAAUUUUUCAUGCCCUAAGGCCUCUGCCAUAUGGUACUUUGCUAUUUGCAUGCAUUGGAGUUUACAUGUACAUUAUGCAUCAAUAUUAUUACUUAAUAUGUAUUAUUAAGCAGUACAAUUUAAGUUAGCAUUGGUGAAUUACCAGAAGUGAGUUGCAGGAUCUUGGAUUUUCAACCUCUAGCUGGCCAGAGAUCUGACAUUGCAGCUUUCAAUGUCUUGCUAGCAAGAUCUUGGAUUUUUUAACAUACUGCAGACAAGAUCUUAAUCUUUCAACAUCUUGCUUUCAAGAUUGCAAAUUCUCAGGAUCUUGCUGGCAUUAUCUUGAAUUUUUAAGAUUGUGUACUCUCCGUUUGACAACUCCCUGCUGUCAGUUAAACCCACAAAUGAGAACUUGCCAUUGUGGUGGUAUAUUUUUGAGAAGGCACAGUUCCACUUUAAUUAAUGUUUCCUUUUUAUAAGCACUGGUGUUAGAUACUAAUUAAUCCAUUUUGGGCACCAUCAUGUAUUUGACUCUAUUCUGAAAUAAGAACACAUGUCAUAAAAUCCAGAAAUUACUUGUUCUCAUUUUCACGUGACAUCGUACUAUCUUGAUAUCUUGUUUAAGUACAGUAUUUUAAUACUGUUCUUCAUUGAGAAAUUUCUUUCCCCAAUUAGCAAGCCGCCCCUCCAGCUCUUCCAGCCGACCAUCCACUGCACAUUCAUCGAGAGAUGGGCGUCAAACCCCCAUGCGAGCCACACCCAGUAGUGAUGGUAGUAGGUGAGUAUAAACCGGCUUAGAACAGCAGCUGAGCGAUUAUAUACUGUGUUUCUCCGAAGCUCUGUUAAUUCAAAGACCGAUUUGUUAACUUGGUCUCAAAAAUCUCUAUUUGGGUGAUCUAAAAGACCUUUUGUACAGCAGUGAUUUUGUUAGAAAUGAGUAAUGGUGAGUCCUGGGACUCAUCUUGUGAAAAAUCAAGAGUCCCAGUUCAGAACCAGUGCGUCUCAGUUAAGAAAAAGAUGAGUCCGAAAUUGAAAAUACCUGGGCCUUUAUGUAGCCAGACAGUUAAUCUGAAGACAGACUCCAAAACUCUGUAUUACACCAACGGUAGUCCUUCAAUUUUAAACCACAACAAAGGCUAAAAGAAAUAUGAAUCGUUAAACAACAGCCGUAAUAACUGCCACAGAAAUUACAUGAACGGGCGGGAUAUUUCUACAAAUAGACAGGUUGAGAUCGAUCGAAUUGUUAGCAUGAUUCCGGAAUCCUUGAGCUGUAUUCUGGAUUCCAAAACCCACGAUUCCGGAUUCCACCAGAAAAAUUUUUCCGGAUUCUGGACUUCACAAACAAAACCUCCCGAAUUCUGGAAUCUGGAGUCCCUUACAUGGGGUGAAUAAGUCCUGGGCCAAUUUUGAAGUUGUUAAUGAGGCUGGCUGAUCUGCAUUUGUUUCAGGUGUACUUCUUCUCUAAGUGAUCAUUUGGAAUCCAUGAAUGACAAACUUAACGCGCUUGAAAUUGACAGAAUUACAGACAAUUUAAGGUAGGGAAUUAUGUUGUUGUACAAACCCCAUCCAUGUACAGGAAACCGGUCGUUUCGCCUACAAGUCGAAUCGACCUGAGUGUGAAGAAAGAUCGGUUGUUGACACGCCUGAACUAGGUAACAGGUAAAAUUACACUUUUUUUAGUUUAAUACUUUUCGAACUUCAAGCGCAACUGCGUUGGCGAAACGACUUUGAUCGUGUAGGCGAAUCGACCUGAGUGUGGGCGAAACGACUUGUAGGCGAAACGACCGACAUUCCAUGUACAGUGUACCAAGGGGAGCAAGGGUGGCGCAGUGGUGAGAGCACUUGCCUCCCACCAAUGUGGCCCGGGUUCAAAUCCCGGCGUUGACGCCACAUGUGGGUUGAGUUUGUUGUUGGUUCUCUCCCUUGCUCCGAGAGGCUUUUCUCCGGGUACUCUGGUUUUCCCCUCUCCUCAAAAACCAACAUUUCCAAAUUCCAAUUCGACCAGGAAUCAGGUAGACGAAGAACCACUAUGUGGAUGUGCUACCUGCAAAUCGUUAUUUAGUAUUUAUUUUAUUUAUUUAUUUUAUCCAAAGAAUGAUAGUCUACACUGUGGUAAAUGUACGUUUAAACUACUAACUUGAACACUCGAAAAAAGGAGAAAUUAAAAAUCCUACUAUUGUGUAUCAUCUUUAACGAGCUCUUUAUUUAAUGUAUUUUGUCCAUCGUUGGCCAUUUUAUGAUCGUUAAAUUUAGAUAAGUUACAGAACUUUAUAUUGUUACUUGUAUUAUGCAGGCAGCUGUUAGUAGAAGAAAAAGAAGGGCUUGUCGGAGACAUUGCUUUUUUACAGGUAAAGAUGGGUCUUUUGGUCGUUGUUUUUCAUGUCAUUGUACAAUGUACAUACAUGGUAGCCUUCAAAACUUCCCCCGUUGCGCUCCUCGCUCGCUUCGCGUUUGCCUUCGCUUGCCUAAAAAAACAACAGACCGCCUUUUCUACAGGCAUGUUGUCUAUCCUAUCCUUAUGCAGAAUGUUGUGGCAGUCUGUUUGGAUUUAUGCCAUCCUGUUGAUUUCUCGAGAUUUGAGCUAGCCGGCAUUCCUACGACUGUUACGGUAUCUUUAAUCCUUAAAGAAAAAAAAAAAACAACAACAACAACAACACAGCAUUGACAAAAUUAGAAACUAAUUUUCACUCUUUGCUUCUUUUUUUAGGACUGCUUGAUGGAAGAAUCAGAUUACCGAGAUAGUAUCACAUCAUCUCCUGACCCAGAACCGACGCUAAGAGGUGAAGCCUUAUGCUUUAAGACGUUAAUAAUUUUCUGACAUUCGCGCGCGAAAACCUUUUUAUCUAAAAACAACGUUCUCGUUUCAUGUGAUGGCUUUGCUUUUAUCACCAGCAUGCAAAUUUUAUAUUAUUCCUGUUAUCCCGAAAGAAAAGCGUUAACGAACCGUACCCGCCAUAUCAUGGUCGAGUGCGGGUUAUGUAAUUGUGUUGCUUGUUCGAUUUUUUUUUUUUGUAGAUUUACGUGAUUUGGGAACUAAGCUCGAGAAAGAACUUUUGCAUAACGAAGCAGGUGUAAUAACGUAAGUAUAUGGGGAAUGAGGAAAACCUCUGAUCUUUUCAAGGGUUUUUAUCAAGUUGUUGUUCUUUUACAAUCAUUUCUCAAGCAUCUUACUACUGUUGCGGCUUAAAAAAGAUCCUACCAUCCACCCCUUCCCCUUUUCCGCCUAUUUAGCAAAUUCUUACCCGUUGUCUCUGUGUUCGUAUCACAGGCAACACAAGCGAAAACUCUCGGAAUCCAGAAGACAGUUUUCUUUGGAACGGAAGCCUUCUUUGACGAGACGAGUGUCCGCCGGGUCCGAAUCUCAUGUCGUUCCCAGACCUCCUCUGACUCCGCAUGACCGUCAUGUUCAUACUGUGGUAGCUAAUCGCACGCUCACAAGUAAACACUCUGAUGCGAGCGUUCUUUCCCGGGGACAAUUCUCUCCUUCGCCGCCUUCGUCUGCCAAUCAAAUUAGAAUGACACCAUCUCCACCCAGUUCGGCUAAAACCAGUCGGCCAAACUCAGCUUCACGGUUUCGGAAAAUGGUCGUAGAAUGUCGGGAUAGCGCACGUUAGGCGAGAUAUCCUGGUAUCCUCGACAGUAAAAGUCAUCCAGAGACGCGUGAGCUGCCUUUGUGUCGCAUUCCAGGUUUCCACAGAACUCUGUAAAACCCUUGGAAACGAUCCUCAAGUUUGCCCCGAAAAUAACCGCAGUCCGUGAAUAUAUCUGUUCGGUCUACAUUUUUUAACACUGACAGUAACAUGAUCCCGCAUUAUUUUUAACCUGAGAAAACGGCCGACUUGUUGCGACUCCACCACUGGUUUUUCCGCGAAAUAGAAUUUGUGGCACGACCGCAGAAAUUCCAUACUGAUGACGCGUCACUACCCAGAUCCGGGCGCGGGGCA
Messenger RNA from Porites lobata, 7780 nucleotides. The record is from the annotation of a GenBank genome assembly. Lineage: Eukaryota; Metazoa; Cnidaria; Anthozoa; Scleractinia; Poritidae.